UGUUCAUUAAAGGUGUCAACGCCAAAUGUUGUAAAUUUCUCUGAUGGUUUCGCCGGUUAUGCAGUUAAUUUUCCCGACCUCACCUUUAAGCCAGAUACGGCUAAAGCACUUUAUACAUCUUCUCCAAAUUCAGAAUCUAUUACGUUUUUGGCAAGUUGCCCUAUUCCCAAACUCUCCGAGGAUAAGCGGUUUGAAAAAAUAUGCGACCGCAUUAUUCGAAGCGAUAUGAUACGAUGUAAAUUUUGUAAUGCUGUUUUCGCAAAUUCAAAGAAGACGUGUAAAGUUGAACCUCUUGGGUUUGUUGAUUCAUUGGUUACAUCGGAGAUGUCGACUUAUUACUGCCACACAGAUAAUCAGUCAUGCGUUGUUCUGCCAUCUCCACUUUCUAUGAUUCUAAAUGAUCUACCUGAUACUUCUGUCCUCUCUAAUGGUGUUGAACUAAUUAUGGGACCUGAUAUAUUAAUUGAUGGCUCGCUUAUUAAAUCUCAACAACUUGAAUCUGUCUUCUGCGCUCGUUGUCGAAUUAUGGUCGGCAGGUUGGUUGGUGUAGAAAAGGAUAGAGUGGUGGCAUUUUACACAAACUCCCUCAAAAUUCGUAGGCCAGAUAGAGAUGCAGAAGGAAAUUUUGUUCGUGUUGUAGAUAUUCCCUUGGUGAAGCACGAUUUUGACUUCUUUGAUCUCCUUUUCCACCACCUUAUGAAAGCCAAUAGGUACAGAAUUCUUCUUUCCGCGGGUUCGCACGAUUCAGCUAUUGACUACGCGUUGAUUUGGAUUCUUGGUCAACGUACGUGUCUUUAUAAUACCAUUAUCAACACAUCGAAAUUCGCUCUUACUUUGGAUGCUGAUGAAUCAGAGGUGGUGGAAACCAUUUCAGCUGAAAAAGUGCAUAUAUUGAAAGUGGCUUACCGUCGUCUUCCUCGGGAGCAAAACGCUGAAGAGAAAGAUCCCAAAUUGGUGGAAUGGAAUCGAGAUUUUUCCGUGAGUCAUUUACGACUACCUAUGGAAACGUGCAUUUCGUUGAUGGCUUGCCUUGAUCAUGUUACUAAACGUCUUGCACCGCAUAUGAGAUUGGGAACUAAGGCAAUGGAAGGUUUUACGUUUGGUGGAAUUCCUGCCAAGUUGGAAAGUUAA
This is a messenger RNA of Rodentolepis nana, 1131 nucleotides long. Lineage: Eukaryota; Metazoa; Platyhelminthes; Cestoda; Cyclophyllidea; Hymenolepididae. The record is from the annotation of a GenBank genome assembly.